AUGGCGGAUAUUGAAAAUAGUCGUCAAGAGCUCACAGCGGAGAGGUCACUGGAAGCUAUUGCUAGUGGACCUUUCGAGAAAACCGCUGAUGUGACAUGUGCCCAGACAGGGUCAAAUUGUGAAGUCAAAGAAAGUGAGAAUGAGAAACUCAGUCGACGAGGUAGUCGUAAUAGCCAUUCCGGAGACCACAACUCGACUGUGAACCCCAAUCUCCCGGAAGAAGAUAUGGACUUCCCAGAAGGAGGAGUUAGAGCAUGGUUGGUAGUAUUUGGUUCAUGGGCUGCCAUGACCAGUACUUUUGGUAUUGUCAACACAUCCGGCUAUCUUCAAGCAUGGCUCAGUGAGCAUCAACUUCAGCAUAUGUCCCAGUCACAGAUAUCGUGGAUCUUUAGUAUAUAUCUGUUUCUGUUCUUUCUUGGCGGAGUGCUUGUAGGACCCAUAUUCGAUAAUUAUGGCCUGAGGCCGAUAUUUAUUCCUGGAUGUAUUGGUAGUGUUGCAUCAUUGUUUAUUCUAAGUGUGUGCAAGGAGUACUACCAGUUUAUUCUAGGAUUCAGUAUUUUAGGAGGAGCAUCAGCAACCCUGGUGUUCACUCCGUCGAUAGCUAUUGUUGGACAUUGGUUCUACAGAAGACGGGCUGGUGCUACGGGUAUAGCAUGUACAGGAGGCGCCUGUGGAGGUAUCAUGUUCCCAUUGCUCAUGAUCAAAUUGAUGCCCAAGAUUGGGUUUGGCUGGACAAUUCGAAUUGUCGGAUUUAUUGCUUUGUUCCUCUUAGUGGUAGCAGUUGCUACCCUCGAGACCCGAGUACCACUGGCUAAAAGUUCAGGUACCAUUAUUGAUAUUAAAUCACUGAAAGACCCGAGAUUUGCAUGUACUACAAUUGGCAUUUUCAUGAUUGAAUGGGCCAUUUUCAUUCCUAUUACCUACUUGACUAGUUACGCUCUGGCAAAGGGAGUGAACCAAACAUUUUCAUACCAGCUACUCGCUAUUCUUAAUGCUGGAUCUAUCUUAGGAAGAGGACUUCCUGGCUACCUGGCAGAUAUAUUCGGAAGAUUCAACGUCAUGAUUAUUACGACAGUUGUUUGUGCAGUCAUGUGUCUAGCAUUAUGGCUUCCAGCAGGAAGCAGUGUGACGGUUAUGAUAGCAUUUGCAGUUAUGUUUGGAUUCUGGAGUGGAACUGGCAUUUGUCUGACACCCGUGUGUGUAUCACAAGUGUGUAAAACCGAGGACUACGGCAAGAGGUAUGGCACGUGCUAUUUCUUUGCGAGUUUCGCAGUUCUCACAGGACUUCCUAUUGCCGGAGCCAUUCAAAACGCCCAGAACGGCAGUUACCAGGGACUGAUUUUGUUUGCAUCUCUAACUUAUUUAUGCGGAACCUGUUUCUUCGUCCUUGCGCGAAUUAUCGGGGGAGGCUGGAAACUCACCGCUAUCUACUAA
Messenger RNA from Sugiyamaella lignohabitans, 1434 nucleotides. RefSeq names its product Mch4p (gene MCH4). The transcript has a single exon. The coding region runs from base 1 to 1434 and encodes 477 amino acids. Gene Ontology annotation, cellular component: fungal-type vacuole membrane. Lineage: Eukaryota; Fungi; Ascomycota; Dipodascomycetes; Dipodascales; Trichomonascaceae. The record is from RefSeq and is a predicted model, not a curated record. Gene Ontology annotation, biological process: transmembrane transport. Gene Ontology annotation, molecular function: transmembrane transporter activity.